Molecule: messenger RNA, 4164 nt
Organism: Amoebophrya sp. A120
Lineage: Eukaryota; Dinophyceae; Syndiniales; Amoebophryaceae
Source: the annotation of a GenBank genome assembly
CGUAGAGGGUUGCAGGACCAUCACCUAGAUUUGUAGGGAAUGAAAUAUUUCCUUUGAGGAUCUACUAGCAAAAGUGCUUCAUUAAAAAGAACCAGUUGACCAUGUUCACGGGCGUUUUCCUGUUUGGCGGGUUCAUUUUCUUUUCCGUGUACCGCCAUUUUGUCACGUACAGCAGCUCUCUGGCCGGCAGCUGGUGGGCGGCGUAUUACCUGUGGUUCUACCUCUUUCUGCUAUUGCUCUUUUGCGUGGACCUGUACCAUAUGCCUUGCAGAUAUGAUGUCUGGGUCGUCUGGAAGAGUUCCUGAUGCGGAUUCGGGAGCCGGCAAAAAUUUGUAUUGUAUGAGUUCCAAAUGAAGCUGUCCAUUUCGUGCUGCGCAAGUGGAGAAUUUCUCAUGCGGGGUAGGCAUGAAGAUCAAGAGGCCUUCGCCUUCUGCGCAAAACCUGUAAAAUAAAUGCUUCUGAGUGCAGUACUAGAGACCAGGUGGACCACCAUUUUUGCGUGAUCCAAAAGAUGCAUGACAAACUAAUGCACUUUCUUCAAGGAGACCCAGAGGUAUUUGCCGUGCAUAUACCAUGUGUACCGUUACGAGAUCGUGGAGUACGAUUGGCUUACCGCAACGGACAAGUUUGGCAUCGGGCUCCUGCCCGAGGACGAGCAGAAGCGGUACUUUUUGCCGAACUGGCUGCGGCUCUGCUCCCUCACCACGCCCAUCUUCGUCAUCUUGGUGUUCCUCAUCUCAUUGGUGCACACCAUGCAGCACCACUGGCACAUUAGCGCCGUGCUUGGGAAGCGGUGGCAGCACAUCGUCGCGGAACGAGCGAAGGCGUCCGGGGGUGCAGGAGCCGCCCCCACUUUCCCGCAAGUUGUACCAGAAGAGGGAGGCGAGCACGAGCAAGGGGGCGAUGUUGGUCCACCGUCGACGCAGCUGGAGGACAAGAACUCGCAGUUCUAUCAGGACCUGCAAGAGUAUUUAAACUUUCACACCAAGAGCAGCAGCGAUACGGAACAGCAUCAAGUCGGAGGUCUGGAAGGUAUUAGUGGGAAGCAGGAGAUGAAAAGGAAAAAUGUCAAGAAAGUGGAUCCGUAUCUCGAGGCGCUCUUCCCGCACGACCUGUCGAUUCAAGUUAUUGCACUGCCGUGUGUCUAUUCCAUGAUGGCGUUCAAGUCUGUCGUGCGGGUUUGGAUGAUGAUGACUGCGUUAUGCAGUGCAAACAUGUAGUCUUGGUCUGGACGUCGAGGAGUGCUGAAACAAGGGGUGCGCAUUCGGGAUGUCGAUGCAAAAUGCUGUGAUGCAUGAAGUGCCGGAGGGCCACAUAUGAGUCUCCUGCCAGGCGAAAGUCCGAUUUCUCAUGCUAUUUAUAUGCAUCAUGUACACUUGGAGCAAUUUCUCAUGCCUGGCUGGGUAAGGAAAUCCGUUGCUCGUGCUCCUGGGGAGACAAGCACUACUAUGUUUCCGACUGAGACGUAUUUGCAAAGCACAUGCGUCCACGCACAACAACAACGUGGCCGACAUCGAGUCGCGGAAACAGCUAUCGCAAGGGAAAAACAACUGUUUCGCCGUGAACUUGUAUUGCAGAGGAUGCAACCUACCACCUAGAAGUGUUUGUCUUGUUGUUGCACCACAUGCAAGACAGUGGAUGCGUGAUACCCAUGGCAGAUUUUUUCAUUCAUGUGGAGGAAAGUUGUAAUGCAAAUCGUGGAAAAUAGCCAGUGUGAAACAGUUUUUUCGUGCGAUAACAGCAACUGAUGGACUACUACGAAAGCAACUACCAGUAUGGAGGAAAAAUACUGUAUGAAAAGGGUAACUUUCUUGUUUUGCAGACUAUGCAAGACAGUUGCACUUGUGAUGCUGGACAUUCGUCAUAGGCUAGUUUCGUAGGUGUGCGGUUCGCGUCUUACACACGCAUAUACAACAAGUCUUUAUAAUUUCUGUCACGCAAAACGUACAAAUCGAAAUCUGUGAAGCUACUCGCUCAAAAAAGUUAGAGUUACACUGACACGGUUUCUUUCCUGGAUACCCAGCUUGCGGACCUGUACGAGGCCUGGGCGAUCUGGUGUUUCUCGCGGUUGUGCGUCCGACAGGUGUAUGCAUUGCACGUGUGUCUGUGUCUGGACGGGUGCAAGGUCGUGACGUAUCCUGCGGACCACGAGACAAACGCAAACCUCUGCUGCAUUGCAUGAAGAGCACGAUCCAACUACUUUUUGCUACGGACAGGUGGCAUUUCUCAUGCAGGAUAAGCAUCAAGAAGCCCGCACGAAACCCGUCGCAGAUGCUGCGUUCUGCACCAUCCCAGACACCCUGCGUGGGUCAUGCCAAAUCUCGGUGACAAACUUAGAUCUGUAGAAUUUUUUUUCUUGGGACGCCCGGCCCUUAGCCUUCCACCAUGACAAACCUAGAUCUCCUGCACAACUCGCCCAGACCCAGACAUAAUUGCAGUUGAGAGUGUGAAGAACAUCUCGCGCCAGGAGCGGUGGGAAGGCACAGCCAAGCGCUUAUUCAAACCGCUGUCCUCGAUCACGCUGCUGGGGGUGCAGACCUUUGUGUUGGUCUACGGGAUCAGCUGCUUCUACCAGCUCCUGCUCUCCGUGUUGAAGAAGACGCUGAGCAUCGACCUGGAGGACAUCCCCGUGGUCGGUUCGGGCAUCGAAACGGUCGCCACCUACAUCAACGGCGCCGGCUUCGUACCAAGAGUGAAAACUAGUAUAAUCGCAUGCGCGGAAUAAAGUAGAUAAAAAACGCGUGUGCCGCGAAGUGGUAGUGGAGAGGUUCGUGCCCUAUAUGUGGCUGUCAGUUAAUAUUUCUCCGCCACUUUUAUUCGAUCAAGAGCACAGGAAUAUCAAAAUGAGUUGUACGUCCGAAGUAGAUUUAUGCGUGGUCAUGUCUCGUCCCGAUAAAGAAGAUGAUCACGGAACUAGUUACUUCAGUAGAUAGAAUCUGUUGCCUAUAAAGCACUAUGCGCUAUAAUCUACGACUACUUCACCCUUGGCAUAUACCGUCGCGUCCUGUCUCGCGCUCUACAACAUAAUCCUGUUCGAGACGCAGUUGCAUGAAUGGCUCGACAAGUUCGAUCCGUUUUGGAAAUUCUGGGGCGCCAAAAUUCUCGUCUCGCUCGCGUUUUUGCAGACUUUUGUGCUGUAUGCUCUGCAAAAGUAUCGUAUUCGUACUAAUCGCAGCACAGCAUGACAAAUCUAGCUUGUUACCAGAAUCAGCAUCACAAAUUGCAUCUUCCCUGCUGCAAAAAUUUGUCAUGCUAUUUCUACUGGAUCGAUACUUUUGCAAUGCAUAUGCGAAAGCUGAUCCUCGUGGACGUAUUUGGGCUGCUGACCGUGCCGCAGGAGAUGCUGUUUUACUCCACACUGACGACGAUGGAGUGUCUACCGAUCGCGAUUUAUGCAAGAAAAAAACUGUCGUGUGAGUGUAAGUCAAAGUCUGUGACACAGAGCAUGCAACACACUUACACUUGUCAUGCUGGAAGUGCGUCAUAGCCAUUGUUCAUAGUACGUGUUUUCACGUACUAGCUGCGCACGAUGUAAUGCAAAGCGAGCUCUUUGUGACGCUGCUCUUCCAGUGGUACACAGUUGGGCGUACACAGUUUUUUUUUCUUGGAUACGGUUCUGCACAUGAAGGCCUGGAGCCACACCAGCGAGUGGUAUACGGACCCGGAGUGGAUGCUCGGUAGCGCGGACGCUUCUCUCCACAACUCGCCCCGGGGUUCGGCCGCUGGGACGGCAGAAAAGCCAGACUCUAAUGCGAGGAAAAUAAGCCCAGGAGGUGCGCGGGGGCCGCGCGUUAAUCUGUUGGAAACUUCUAGUACGGGGGGCACGGAUCACAUAAGGGGGUCGUUGGUCAAACCGCUACUUGUGGAGAAUCAGUAGCGGAAGCGUGUGUGAAAAAAGAAGCGAAACAGAAGAGUGCUUUCGACCGGUGUUCUUGUGCAUAGAAACAAAUACACAGGACCCUCAUGAUUUUGUUUUUGAGGCUUCCGCUUCAAUACACAAUACCUUCACGACUUGAACAAACAUGUGGCGCAACAAUAUGUUUUCGCACAAUGCUUGCGAGUGCCGUGCGUGGUCUGCACUCGAAUCUUGCAUUGAUCGAUCUACUCCAUGAAAAAAACCAAACUGUAGUCGAACAAGCGACUAAUACCACGGCAUGCUAGAAC